Molecule: messenger RNA, 292 nt
Organism: Paramecium primaurelia
Lineage: Eukaryota; Ciliophora; Oligohymenophorea; Peniculida; Parameciidae
Source: the annotation of a GenBank genome assembly
AUGGUAUGUAUAAAAAUAGGAAGAAAAAUAUCUAAGUUGACCUGUUAAAGGGAUAUUAAAAUAGAAAAGCAAAUUGAAUCUUCUGAUUAGAAUUUAUCAGAUAUUAAUGUUAAAUCUUUAACACUCCAUUAGAAUAAUUCCUUUUUAGACCAAGGUUUUAAAUAUUUUAUUAUUUUUUUUAGUUUAUUCAAUUGUUACAAUCCUACCCAUCUCCUAAUAUCCAACUUUAUAAGCCAAAGGAGCAAAAAUCUAAAAUAGUGAAUUUAUACCCCAUUAAGGUUUUGAUUUAUGA